This is a messenger RNA of Protopolystoma xenopodis, 651 nucleotides long. Lineage: Eukaryota; Metazoa; Platyhelminthes; Monogenea; Polystomatidea; Polystomatidae. The record is from the annotation of a GenBank genome assembly.
AUGCUGCAUGUCCAUGAAAAGACACAUAAAUGCCAUUUCUUCAUUGCAAAGUUGCGUCGAGAGGAGAGCCGAUUGCGCGACUGUCUGGCGCGUCUGGAGGCGGUGAGCGAGGCGCAGGAACGUGACCGCUGCGAACUCGGUCGUCAGGCGGCGGCGUCACAGUCGGCCGAAUCGCGGUUGUCCGAGGAACGAGCGGGCCUUCGGGUCGAUCGCCAACGCCUUCGCGACGACCUGACCCAGUGCCAAGCCGAGUUGGCCGUAGUGGGCACUGAAGCGCGUCGGCUCGCUGACACACUGGCCCAGUCGGAGGCGAGUCGGAUGCGUGCCGAGGCCGAGGUGGAGGCGGCCGGGCGUGACCGGCUCGAGCUGGCCGAGGCGAUGGGCACAGCCGAGCGCGCCAAAGCCAGUCUGGCCGAAGAGCUGGCCGUAGUGCGCAGGGACGCCGAGCGGCACUCUGUGCUAGCCGCUCGGCUGGCCGGAGAGAAGGAGACCCUGGCCAGGCAGAAGGCCGAACUGAUGGUGCAGGUGAGGCCGGUUGCACUUUUCUCCCACUUUCACUUGUCCCGCGCUGGUCGACUCACUUUUUCUUUCUCACUCUACUUUUAUCUCUAUCUACCUUUUCUUAUCCUCUCCUCACUUCAGAUUACUUAA